AUGGGUAUCUCCAUGGAAGAGAAUAUACACGCUCCUAUCGUUUCCUCCGGCGAAACGUCUGGAGGGGCGACUCCUCCGAGAAGCAACAUGUUUAAGCUCUCCGUGCCAGACUUGAUGCUCAAGAAGGAGUUGAUCGAGCACAAAAUGUCGACUCUCAGCGGCGUACUCAAGUCGCAUGGUGUUAGUAUGGAUACGCCGUUGAUGACCGAGGAUGGUUUCCCGCGCAACGAUCUCGACGUUCCCCAGAUACGGACCACUCGCGCGCAGAUCAUCCAUCUGCGAAACGACCACAAGGAGGUUAUGGCGCAUGUCGAGCAGCGCGUCUACGAACACUUCAAGCAGCACGAACAGAAUAACUUCACCUCGCCUCCCGCCUACACGACAAUAGCGGCUACUGCACCACGCGCCAUCCUUCUUGACGAUGCUACUCUGACCGCGGGUCCGGCUUUCGCAAAGGUUACCGGUGUCGUGUCAGGAAGCCCGGCAGACCAGGCUGGCUUGGAAGUCGGAGAUACCAUCAAAAACUUUGCAGGCGUGAACUGGACCAACCACGAGAACCUCAGCAAGAUUGCGCAGGUUGUUCAGAAGAACGAGGGAUGCGUCAUGAACAUCAAGGUCUCCCGGAAGGAUGAGUCCCGCGAAGGUCAGGCUAAAGAUGAGUUGAUGCAAAUCGUCCCUCGUCCUGGUUGGGGUGGUCGUGGCUUGCUGGGCUGCCACAUCGUUCCGAUUUGA
Messenger RNA from Aspergillus ruber CBS 135680, 732 nucleotides. Its product is annotated as putative 26S proteasome non-ATPase regulatory subunit Nas2. Gene Ontology annotation, cellular component: cytoplasm; nucleus. Lineage: Eukaryota; Fungi; Ascomycota; Eurotiomycetes; Eurotiales; Aspergillaceae. Bases 1 to 732 code for a protein of 243 amino acids. Gene Ontology annotation, molecular function: protein binding. Gene Ontology annotation, biological process: proteasome regulatory particle assembly. The record is from RefSeq and is a predicted model, not a curated record. The transcript has 4 exons.